AUGGCAGUUAAUGAAAAGUUUGAAAUGCAUCUAAUGGACGUUGUCACAGCCUAUUUAUAUGGCUCACUAGACCACAAUAUUUUUAUGAAAAUUCCUGAAGCACUAAAAGGGCCUGAAGCAUAUAAAAAUUCAAAAGAAAGUUGUUCAAUAAAGCUUCAGAAAUCCUUAUAUGGAUUGAAACAGUCAAGGCGAAUGUGGUCAAAAUCUGAAUUUCUAGUAAUAUAUGUUUAUGUUGAUGACUUGAACAUCAUUGGAACUCCUAAAGAGCUUUCAAAAGUUGUUGAGUGUUUGAAGAAAGAUUUUGAAAUGAAAGAUCUUGGUAAGACCAAAUUUUAUCUUGGCCUUCAGAUUGAACAUUUGACAAAUGGAAUAUAUAUCCAUCAAUCAACAUAUACUGAAAAGAUUUUGAAGCGAUUUUACAUGGAUAAAUUAUACCCAUUGAGUAUCCCGAUUGUUGUGAAAUUUCUUGACAGAAAUAAAAAUCCAUUCCAACCUCAAGAAAAGGAUGAAGAGUUUCUUGGUGAUGAAACUCCAUAUCUCAGUGUUAUUGGGACAUUAAUAUACCUUGCCAAUAUUACCCGACCAUAUAUUUUAUUUCGCAAUAAGUUUAUUAGUGAGAUUCAGCUCAUGUCCAACAAGAAACUAUUGGAAAUGUGUAAAACAUAUAUUCAUAUAUCUUCAAGGAACAAUUGA
Messenger RNA from Solanum stenotomum, 693 nucleotides. RefSeq lists its product as uncharacterized. The coding region runs from base 1 to 693 and encodes 230 amino acids. The transcript is spliced from 2 exons. The record is from RefSeq and is a predicted model, not a curated record. Lineage: Eukaryota; Viridiplantae; Streptophyta; Magnoliopsida; Solanales; Solanaceae.